UGCCUCACAUUUUGCAUUAAACUUGAACACUAUAAAAGUUGUAACAUUUUUUUACAUUCCCACACACUACGAAUUUUUAUAGCAAAAUAAGAAAAAUGGCCGUGAAGAUCUCAACCAUAUCAGCACUGGUCGUCUUUCUUGCUCUGCUUAGCUUAAGCCAUUUUAGUCAUGGCGAACUUCAGCUCGGAUUUUACAAUAAAACUUGCCCAAACGUGGAGAAGAUCGUAUUUGGAGUUGUUCAAGAUGCAUUCAGGACGAACUCAAGACUUGCACCCCUAAUGAUUCGCCUCUAUUUUCACGAUUGUUUUAGCAACGGAUGUGAUGCAUCACUUCUUCUAGAUAGUACUACCAGUGAGAAAACGGCGGGGCCAAAUCUAAGUGUAGAUGGGUAUGCUCUGAUAGAUGCCAUCAAAGAUGAGCUCGAAAUCAAAUGUGCCGGGUUCGUAUCUUGUGCUGACAUCAUAACUCUCGCUACUAGAGAUCUUGUGAAUCUUGCAAGCGGAGGAAAAGCAAGAUAUGAGAUACCAACGGGACGAUUUGAUGGUAGGGAGUCUUUGGCAUCAUCAGUAGAUUUGCCGGGUCCUCAAAUGAGUGUCGCGGACACCUUUGAGAUGUUUGAAAAAAGAAACCUUGACCUUACCGAUAUGGUUCUACUUCUUGGUGGACAUACAAUUGGAAAAACGCAUUGUUCAUUCAUUAAGGACCGGCUGUAUAAUUUUAAGAAUACACAAGGACCUGAUCCAGCUAUGGAUCCUAAAUUGGUCAAAGAGUUAAAGCGUGAAUGUCCUGAAAAUUCAAAACAAAAUAAAGCCAUUAAUCUGGAUCAAAAUGUUUCUAGCUCGAAUAUUGUCGAUGCAUCUUUCUACAAGCAGAUCAAAUCUGGCCGAGGAAUUCUUCAAAUCGAUGACCAACUCGCCACCGAUGAAAUGACGGAACAGAUAGUAACGGAUUUAGCCGAGGGUGACGAUUUCUUGGCUAGGUUUGGUCAGGCGAUGGUGAAAUUGGGGUCGUUUGGAGUUAAAAAUAAGGACGCUGGCGAGAUCAGAAAAUCGUGUCGUUCUUGCAAGAAUCGGUUUUGCACGGCAUAAAUCUUCUGUCGUUUUUAUUAUGUUUUGACAUUUUCGUUUUUCAUUUUGUCAUGUUUUAUUUUGGAUUGCUGAUUUUUUUUUUUCAAAUUGUUAUAUGUCUUAUGUCACCUGAGUUCUUCUUAAGGAUUAACUAAAGGAAUAACAAUGAAAAUAAAAUAAUGCAACGACGGUCAAGAGUUCGUUUUUGUUUCCUUUUUUAUCUAAUGUUUGCUGGAAUAUGACACUGUUUACGGGUGAUUUAUGUUUACUUCAUAGGUUUAAGUUUC
Brassica napus (rape) is the source of this 1354-nucleotide messenger RNA. Its product is annotated as peroxidase 60. Gene Ontology annotation, molecular function: peroxidase activity; heme binding. Bases 96 to 1088 code for a protein of 330 amino acids. NCBI's taxonomy places the organism in Eukaryota, Viridiplantae, Streptophyta, Magnoliopsida, Brassicales, Brassicaceae. The record is from RefSeq and is a predicted model, not a curated record. Gene Ontology annotation, biological process: response to oxidative stress; hydrogen peroxide catabolic process. Gene Ontology annotation, cellular component: plant-type cell wall; plasmodesma. The transcript is spliced from 4 exons.